AUGGAGGAACUGGCCCGUGAGAGCAUCAGCCUGCUGGCCCGGUCUGCAUCUCAUGCGGAUCCUCCUCGGCUUGGUUCGUUUGGAGCUGUGUUCAUCAUGCUGAAAUCUGCACUUGGAGCUGGACUGCUCAACUUCCCCUGGGCCUUUGAGAAGGCUGGAGGAGUGACCACAGCCAUCUGUGUGGAGAUGGUAUCUCUGGUAUUCCUCAUCAGUGGUCUGGUCAUCCUCGGCUAUGCGUCAUCUGUCAGCAGACAAAAUACAUAUCAGGACGUGGUGAGAGAAGUGUGUGGACAAGCGGUGGGAAAACUCUGUGAAGUCUGUUUCUGCUUCAACCUCUUCAUGAUAAGUGUAGCCUUCCUGGUGGUGGUGCAGGACCAGCUAGAAAAAUUGUGCAUUUCUUUAUACGAGACUGUGACUGGGUUGCAUGAGACAGAAAUGCCUUAUCACUGGUACACGGACCAGCGCUUUGCCCUUUUCAUCAUGUGCCUUGUCAUCAUCCUACCGCUGUCUAUCCCUAAAGAAAUUGGCAUCCAAAAAUACACGAGUGUGUUAGGGACGCUGGCUGCUACAUAUCUGUCUGUAGCAGUGAUCGUCAAAUAUCACCUGAUGGACAGCCACACGGCUAUAAUAACUCCAGAGCACAGCCAGGGCGUGAGCUCAUGGGCAUCUAUGUUCAGCGUCGUACCAACCAUUUGCUUUGGCUUCCAGUGUCAUGAGGCCUGUAUAGCGAUCUAUAGCAGCAUGGAGAACCAGAAGCUCUCUCACUGGGUGGUCAUCUCUGUGCUCUCCAUGUUUUUCUGCCUGCUUAUCUACACUCUCACCGGUGUUUAUGGCUUCAUGACGUUUGGCCGAGCUGUCGCCUCAGAUAUUUUGAUGUCAUACCCAGGAAAUGAUGUGGUCAUGAUAAUUUCCAGACUACUUUUUGGAAUAUCCAUAAUUACCAUCUAUCCCAUUAUUCUGCUUCUGGGACGAUCUGUCAUCCUGAACCUGAUGUUACGGGUUCAAAGACGUCGCAGAGGAAUUGUUACUCAUUCAUUUGAGAGUCGCUGCAGAGUUGUUUUAACUGUGGCCUGGAUCACCUUCACUCUUCUCAUUGCCAUGUUUGUCCCAGACAUGGCUGAUGUCAUCAGUGUCAUUGGAGGAAUCAGCGCCUUCUUCAUCUUUAUCUUUCCUGGUCUAUGUCUUGUGUUCACAAUGCAAACAGAAGAUGUAUCUCAUAGAGUCGGGCUCAUUUUAACAAUUUGGGGAGUGAUAACAAUCAUAGUUGGAGCCUUCAUUUUUGGGCAGAGCACCACCAUUGCUGUGAUGGAGAUUUUCCACAAAUUCUAA
Melanotaenia boesemani (Boeseman's rainbowfish) is the source of this 1329-nucleotide messenger RNA. It is a transcript of the gene slc38a8b, whose product is annotated as solute carrier family 38 member 8b. The transcript is spliced from 10 exons. The coding region runs from base 1 to 1329 and encodes 442 amino acids. NCBI's taxonomy places the organism in Eukaryota, Metazoa, Chordata, Actinopteri, Atheriniformes, Melanotaeniidae. Gene Ontology annotation, molecular function: amino acid transmembrane transporter activity. The record is from RefSeq and is a predicted model, not a curated record. Gene Ontology annotation, biological process: amino acid transmembrane transport.